AUGCCGAAACCAAACCUCACCGACGACGAACGCAAUGGUGCGCUUCAUCAGCUCUUGGCGCUGAUGGCACCUGAUGGAACCAUGCCACGAGGUGCAUUCGCUCAGGUGGCGGAACGCUUUGGAGUUGCCAGGCACACGAUCCGGCGAAUUUGGCACAGAGCGUCCGUCGACGUUACGAACCCACGCCAACUAUGCCAAGACGUGUCGUCCCGUCAAAAGGGCAGAUCUGGCCGAAAGCCAAAGCACACAUCCAUUGCAGACGUCAUCAAGGACGUCCCGAUGGCACACCGAACGAGUUUUGCAUCCAUGGCGGCCGCAACGAACAUUCCCAAGUCGACUCUCCACGCAUACUUCAAGCGCGGGGCGUUUGUCAAGUCCUCGACUCCUGCCAAGCGUUUGGUCCCUGUUCCUAAAAAGGUGGCUCGCGAUACUAUGGCCAACGACGCUAACAAGGCGGCCCCUGGUACUACUACGGAGUCCUCCGGAGUGCUAUGAAUAGGCCAUGAGUAUGUACUCUAACUCGUCACCUCGAUGGACAGAAUGUAGUUGUAGUUUUUUACAAAUUUGUAACUAUGGACACACCUUUCAGA
This is a messenger RNA of Aphanomyces astaci, 590 nucleotides long. RefSeq lists its product as hypothetical. The record is from RefSeq and is a predicted model, not a curated record. The transcript has a single exon. The coding region runs from base 1 to 495 and encodes 164 amino acids. Lineage: Eukaryota; Oomycota; Saprolegniomycetes; Saprolegniales; Verrucalvaceae.